Molecule: messenger RNA, 2191 nt
Organism: Saccostrea cuccullata (small rock oyster)
Lineage: Eukaryota; Metazoa; Mollusca; Bivalvia; Ostreida; Ostreidae
Product: proton-coupled folate transporter-like
Exons: 6
Coding region: 118-1671 (517 amino acids)
Biological process (GO): transmembrane transport
Cellular component (GO): membrane
Molecular function (GO): transmembrane transporter activity
Source: RefSeq, a predicted model, not a curated record
GAGUCGGUGUGUUGUGUUCCGCUUCUGGUUAAUGUAUAGACGGUGUGCAUCUACAAGUAAUGGAAAAUUUUAACUCGAUAACUCCAAAGAUGGGUGCUUAAUGUCAAGAUUGCAAGUAUGAAGUCGAAAUCAACGGCCAAUGACGAGACCAAAAUUCCAGAUUCCAGACAACAACUUGAUUCUACUGAUUCCGAGUCGGCACCACUUCUAGAAGAGAGCACGCAGAACAACGAGGGGGACGUGAAAUCUCAUGGAACGAGACGUUUCUUUCGUCAUUGCUUCGUGUUAAGUCUAGGACUUGUCCUGUUGGUCAUCGCCUUCACAAUACUACAGCUUGGAGUACUCAACCAAUACGUGUAUUUUUACUUCCACAAAUACUAUUUUGGUAAUCUGACUUUCCAGUUCGAGCCUUCGGAUAAGUCAUAUUGCAAAGCAAACAACGUUUCCUCAGAUAUAAAAGAUGCCGAGAACAAAAUCCAAGUUCUGGCCUCGCAGUUUCUAAUUUACACCUCCUUAGUAUUAUUCAUUCCUCCUAUACUUGGAAACCUUUUCUUUGCUACGCUGAGCGACACAUAUGGAAGAAAACCCUUCAUUAUCCUUCCAAUUGUAGGGUCUUUCCUGAGAUGUGUCUUAUUUGUGAUUGGUAUUCACUACGAGAUAAAUCUCUACUGGUUGAUUGUUUUCUUGCUUGUGGAGGGUGCAACAGGGGGGUUAUUUAGUCUACUCUCGGUAGCCUUGUCGUAUGUGGCUGAUAUAACAGAACCCGGAGACAGUCGUAUUUUCCUGCUGGUGAUCAUCGAGGUGAGCGCCGGAGUGGGUGGUCUUAUAGGGUCCCUCUCUUCUGGCUAUCUCAUUCGAACAUUUGGUUUCACUAUAUCAGCGCUGAUUUCAACGAUAUGUGUUUUUCUAUCUAUUUUAAUCAUGGGACUGUUCCUUCCUGAAUCUCUACCGCAUGAGAUUAAGUCGAAAUCAAAAAGAUUGCAAUUCUGUGAUAAAUUAAAAGGAUUGACAACGUUUUAUACAAGCAACAGAUAUGGAAAAGGGACUCAGUGGCGAUAUGUGUUUUCUAUUUUGAUUGUCAUAUGUGUUCACCUAGGCACACAGGGUAAAUCAAGUGUUGAAACCCUGUAUCAGUUGAAUGCACCGUUUUGUUGGAAUUCGGUGCUUCUUGGCUGGUUUCUCGCCAUUCGGAUCGCAUUUGCCUACAUCAUUGGUUUAGUGCUUCUUCGCCUUUUGCAACGUUGCAUAUCAAAUGAAUUUUGUGGUCUUAUUGGAGCAGUAUCGCACGCUAGUUCGUUUCUUCUGGAAGCCUUUGCGGAGGAGAGUUUUGAAAUGUUUCUCGUUCCUGUCGUUGGAUUUGGAUCUGCAAUGAUUGGACCGAUUAUGAAGGGAUUGAUGUCUAAAAUGACUCCAGCAGAUAAACAAGGGACCUUAUUUGCGGGUAUUGGGAUGACUGAAUCCUUCUGUAACAUCAUUGGUGUCACGGUCAGUAACGCUGUAUAUAGCGCCACGGUGGCAGACAUGAGGGGGUUUGUGUUUCUUAUGUUUGCUGGGAUCAGUACUGUAGCAGUAAUCUUAAUAUUCAUUCUCUGGUUAGCUGGUGUAGUUGGCGGAUCUAAAGAUAUGACUUACGAAGAAAAGGAAAUUGUUGUUGAUCCAGAGGAGAAAUAAAUGGCUUAUUAAUGACCAAAAAAACACAUUAAAAAGAAUUUAGAUAAAAGAUGAUUUAAAAAUAUCAGCAUAACUGGUGGAACUACAGAGAGUUUCGGUUGGAUCCCGUACUAUUUUUGCCAGAGAGAGAGAGGGAGAGAGGGAGGGAGAGGGAUUACCGAAAAACAAGAACAUUUCUGAGUGAGACAAAACCUUGCUAAAGAACUGUUGUGUAAUGGUAAACUCAAACGUUGUAGUCCUUUACCAGCUGCAGCGUUAUGGUUUUAGAUGCUUUAAGUUCUGAAUUAAGCUACUUAUGUAGUCAAAAUUCUAAGUGAUUAUUCCGGUUGAAUAAAGGAUAUAAAUUAUGCAGAUAUAUGUAUAUAACUAGUUAUCAUUUAUAUUUUGUGUGGUAAACUUUAAGAUUUGUAUAUUCUAUUAUAUAUCUUGAAACACGCUGGAUUACACGAUUACUAAUUACGCAUAUUAAAAUCACAUGUUUUUUGCUUAUAAAUCUAAAUAAAAGAUGACCACACGUGGA